This is a messenger RNA of Procambarus clarkii (red swamp crayfish), 4484 nucleotides long. RefSeq lists its product as uncharacterized. Lineage: Eukaryota; Metazoa; Arthropoda; Malacostraca; Decapoda; Cambaridae. The record is from RefSeq and is a predicted model, not a curated record.
GCCGGACAACGUCUCCUCCGUAUAGAACUCCUCCAAGAACAGUUGGAGAGAACAUUUACGAGUGCCAACCGGAAGUACACAGUGACCGCACCUUACGACGGUGCCUCAAGGUGGUACCAUACGACUGCAGCUUACGACGUUCCCUCAAGGCGGUCCCUCAAGGAGGUACCUCACGAAGGAAUACGAAACAAGGAGUUCAGAGUGAGGACGGACGCCCCCAUCGUGCUGCUUCCCUCUUGGCGUCACACUCCCCAAGAUGAAGGUGUUGUGGGCGGUCGUGUGGGCGGCGUGGGCGGCCCUGGCGACCUCAGCGCCCUCUGGAGACCAGAAUGGUGGUGCGAGAGUUGGAGUCGGGCGCGGUACUCCAGUAGGAGCAGUCAUACAAGAAGCUCCACACCAGGGUCAACUCAUCGCAAACGACGUCACCCUGAACAAAAUCUUCCACGACCUGGCCAAGACAAGAGGGACGGUGGUUCCGGCCAACCUGAUUACCGGCUCAAGGCCUCCCUUUCGGGCCAAGGGUCCAACAGCCAUCUCGCCCGACGCUGACUUCAGAGUCAGCAAACAAGGAGAGAUCGCCACGAAUUUCCAUAUCAACGGGCAAGAACAGCCUGCCGCCGCUAACUUCCAUCUCAGCAGACAAAAUCAUCCUGCCGCGAACAUACAAGUCAACGGACAAGGACAACCUGCCAAUAAGAUACAAGUCAACGGACAAGGACAGUCUGCUAUUAAAAUACAUGUCAACGGACAAGGGCAGCAGGCUAAUAACCUAGACAACGGACAAAGACAGCUAGCUAAUGUCCUCCGUGUCAACGGACAAGGACAGUCUGCCGCUAAGAUACAAAUCAACGGACAAGGACAGUCUGCUAAUGUCCUCCGUGUCAACGGACAAGGACAACCUGCCCCUAAGAUAGAAGUCAACGGACAAGGACAGCAGGCUAAUAGCCGAGUCAACGGACAAAGACAGCUUGCUAGUAACCUCCAAAUCAACGGACAAAGACAGCUUGCUAAUAACCUCCAAAUCAACGGACAAAGACAGCUUGCUAAUAACCUCCAAAUCAACGGACAAAGACAGCUUGCUAGUAACCUCCAAAUCAACGGACAAAGGCAGCUUGCUAGUAACCUCCAAGUCAACGGACAAAGACAGCUUACAAGUAACCUCCAAGUCAACGGACAAGGACAGUCAGCCACUAAGAUACAAAUCAACGGACAAGGACAGCCUGCUAAUGUCCUCCGAGUCAACGGACAAGGACAACUUGCUAAUAUCUUCCUUGUCAAUGGACAAGGACAGCCUGCUAAUGUUCUCCGCGUCAACGGACAAGAACAGCUUGCUAGUAACCUCAGAGUCAACGGACAAGGACAGUCUGCCACUAAGAUACAAGUCAACGGACAAGGACAAUCUGCCGCUAAGACACAAGUCAACGGACAAAGACAGUCAGCCACUAAGACACAAGUCAACGGACAAAGACAGCUUGCUAGUAACCUCAGAGUCAACGGACAAGGACAGUCUGCCACUAAGACACAAGUCAAUGGACAAGGACAGUCUGCCACUAAGAUACAAGUCAACGGACAAGGACAGUCAGCCACUAAGACACAAGUCAACGGACAAAGACAGCUUGCUAGUAACCUCAGAGUCAACGGACAAGGACAGUCUGCCACUAAGACACAAGUCAAUGGACAAAGACAGCUUGUUAACAACCUUGGAGUCAACUUACAAGAACAAUCUAAGAUACAAGUCAACGGACAAGAACAAUCUAAGAUACAAGUCAACGGACAAGAACAAUCUAAGAUACAAGUCAACGGACAAGAACAAUCUAAGAUACAAGUCAACGGACAAGAACAAUCUGCCACUAAGAUACAAGUCAACGGACAAGGACAGCCUGCCACUAAUACACACGUCAAAAGACAAGGAAACUUCGCUUCUAACUUCCAUAUCAAUGGACAACAACAGCUUGCUAAUAACCUACUUUUCAACAGACAGGGGAAGUUAGCUCCUAACUUCCACUUCAAUAGCCAGGGACAACCCACAACUAGCCAACAACUAAUCAACAGACAAGAACGUCCCAGUACUAGCUUUAAUGCCAACAGGUUAAUCCAACCAGCCACAAACUUAGAGUUAAUCAACAGACAAAGACAGCUCAACUUAGAUUUAAUCAACAGAUCACAAAGACAAAUCGUUAGCAGCCUCCAACAAGGACACCUCCAACAAGGACACCCCAUCACUAACUUUCAUCUUCUUAGCGGGCAAAGACAGCUUGGAACUAACUUCCCAAAAGGCAAUACCCAGAGACAGCUCACUACUAACUUGCUAUUGGCCAAUAGACAAGGACAGCCAUAUGCUAGCGGCGGCCAAGAACCAAUACUAGAUGAUUCCUUCUUUAUAACUGGCGAGGCUCUCGAUACAAAGGAAGAUGAUCUUGCAAUUGCAACUGGGACACCAACUCAUGCUGCCGUCAGUGCAGAAUUAGAAGGCUCUGUUCAUCAAGACUUGUCCGCUGAGAGUAAAGAAGUUCCUCUUGAUGGAGUAGGUGUACCUCUUCCAGUUGUGCCUCUUCCGGUUGUUCCUCUUCCAGAUGUCUACCCUGAUGGAUCGGGUGCUUCUUCUGGAGUCAAAGAUGUGUCCCACGAAGAAGUAACUGGGCCCCUUCCAGAUGAGUCUUUUGGAGGGUCUACUGUGGCUUUAGGAACCUCUGAAAGUUUAGAUACGUCUUUGAACUCUGUAGGAUCGAUUGCAGGAACUUCGAGUCUCGCGUUAGAUGGUGUUGGAUCUGGCACUGGUGUUGCGCUUCCUAUCAGCUCCGAUAAGACUGUUGCAUCAGACAUCGAUCUCACUUCGAGUCUCAUAACAGAGCCAGGUGAAGCAUUAAUUGCCCCAUCCUUAGGAGCUGGCACUGCCUCGGCAACACUAUCAACAACUAACUAUCUCCCUCAGGCUCUUGGAUCACUUCUUAGUGGCAGUACAAACCAAAUAACCGACCCUAAUCAAACCUUAGAAAGUUUUCUUUUGGGUCUCAACGGAAAGAACGGUGUGGUGGUUCUUCCCGCUUCUAGUCUAGAAAAAGUAGUAAGUAGUGGCAUCGCAAGCUCUCCGCCAUCCUCCAUCACCAACAGCGUCGUUGGCGAAGCAGCGACCAUCGCCGCCGAAGUCAAACAAGACGUCGUUGGCGGAGUAUCGCCCAUCGCCGCCGAAGUCAAAAAUGGCGUCACUGAAAACAGCUCCGAAGAUUUGGAUGGCUUCGCCCUCGACCUGGACUCCCCAGGCGCCACCACCAUCAACGUUGUGACUGCCACCUCGAGCUCUAUACCAGCGGUCCCUGCAGCCACAUUCGACAUCAACAGCGUAACUCCCACUACCACUACGCUAGCUCCUUUAUUCCGAGGCCCGGUGACGGACAUUCUCUUCACCAAGGGCCGCCUCGUGGGGACCAUCAUCGGGGGACUCAUUGACCUCGGCUCCACAGUAAUCCGCAGCUUAUCACAGAUUAAACCAUUCGCUUGAAGACAGCCGUAGACUUUAAUAAGGCAAAUUGCAUUAAUAAAUUGUUAUAUAGCCAAUGUUUAUCUAGUCUAGCCAAAUAAAUCCGAUAAGCAGAUAAUGCACAUGAAGGACAUGACUGUAUAGCCACUGCUAUAUAUAGCAGAGGAUAUAUAUAUACAGCAGCUCUUUUUUUAGCAAAUGGAAUCACAAACACAUGAGCUAAAAGCAUCCAAAAAGUAUCUUUAAUGUACCAAUAAAGGACAUUUGUUGGAUAAUAUUUAGCGUACUAUCAGUCUCUUAGGCUUGAAGAACAGCACAGCUCUUGUUGGGGGUAUGUUGAUCUCACUCUGUAAUCCUGUCCUUAGUAUAUUGUCCAAAAGAAAUGAUUUUGUAAUAACAAUAAUGCUAAUGUAGCUAUAUUUGUUGAACUCUGACAAGUAAAGGUUUUUCCGGGAUCACAGCCACGAGGAAGCUGUUUUAAUGUGUGUGAGAAGCCAGGCGUGAGAAAGCAGCUUACUGUGAGGGAUGAGGAAAUGAGGAAUGUGAAUAGAGUCAUUAGGAAACUGUCUAUGACUGAUGUGUGAGUAGGGGAAGGGGGAGGAGGUGGCCGAGUCAUGAGGAAGCUCACCCAAUUCUUUGCUGUGAUUGGCGGAGAACCAAUCCCGUGACUGGGGAACCUCUUUGCUGUGAUUGGCGGGGAACCAAUCCCGUGUGACUGGGGAACCUCUUUGCUGUGAUUGGCGGGGAACCAAUCCCGUGUGACUGGGGAACCUCUUUGCUGUGAUUGGUUGAGAUAUUUCCUAGGCUCGCUGCUCACUGACAGCUAUUGAACACGAAGAGAAGCCAUUGUUAUUCCUAAUGUUAAUGUUAUAAUUUGUUCAGUGUUUUAUAUGUAGUUUAGAAUGUGUGUACUGUAUGUAUAUAGCUUUAGAGCACAAGUUAUAUAAAGUUUGUUAAGUUGUUGGGUUGUUAUAUCAAACUACGAUAUCAAUAAAUGAUGAACGUG